Serpula lacrymans var. lacrymans S7.9 is the source of this 4574-nucleotide messenger RNA. RefSeq names its product putative nonribosomal peptide synthetase (gene nps14). The record is from RefSeq and is a predicted model, not a curated record. Bases 1 to 4455 code for a protein of 1484 amino acids. The transcript is spliced from 5 exons. Gene Ontology annotation, cellular component: cytoplasm. Gene Ontology annotation, molecular function: phosphopantetheine binding; catalytic activity. Gene Ontology annotation, biological process: secondary metabolite biosynthetic process; amino acid activation for nonribosomal peptide biosynthetic process. Lineage: Eukaryota; Fungi; Basidiomycota; Agaricomycetes; Boletales; Serpulaceae.
AUGGACAGUCUUAUCCAUCGAUUUCGUCAACACGUAGAGCUACGCCCCACCUCCGUCGCGGUCCAGGACGACUCCCUCACUCUCACUUUCCAGCAAUUAGAUAUAUGGUCCAAUGUUCUUGCUCACAAAAUUGCUUUGAGUUCAACAAGCCCAUCGGAGAAAAUUGCCAUCUGCAUCCCUCGUUCGACUCUCCUACUAGUAUCCAUUCUGGCAAUUGUCAAGGCUGGAUUUGCGUACGUACCUCUCGAUCCAUCCGCUCCUUUGGCUAGAGUCGAGGAUCAAGUGUCCCAAUGUGACCCUCAACUUCUGAUAGUUGCCUCUGGGCUCACUGGCGACCACCUCUCUGAGGUUUUCAAUCGUCCAAUAGCCUUGGAUAUUGCUUCCAUUGUUACCACCUUAUCUGUAAAUGAACACGAACAUCCCUUUUCACUUGCCACAAAUAUCGAUAACACCGCUCUCCUCGCUGUUAUCUUCACUUCAGGCAGCACUGGAAGACCAAAAGGAGUGCUCAUCGAACACGCUAGCAUGAUUAAUCUUGUGGAUGGUCCUACCUUGGAAAUCCGACCAGGUGAUCGUGUCGCUCUGACAGCCAACCCCUCAUUCGAUGCUGCCUCCUUCGAGAUCUGGAACAGCCUCGUUCAUGGCGCAACCAUCUUCAUCUUGACAGCACACCUCGCAGAUACAGACGCUGUUGCAGCCUUCUUUCGAGAAAAGCAGAUUCAAAAGGCCUUUCUUCCUACUGCCGUCUUUCAUCGUCUAUUUGGUGAUGCCAAUGUCGCGGCCUCCCUUAAUGCCACGCUCCGCAUGAUCAACAUUGGUGGGGAGAAGCUCAGUACUGCAGUCGCAAAGACAUUCCUACGACAUGCUCCUGAUGUUCGUUUGAGAAACGGGUAUGGUUCGACGGAGACAACAGUCUGUGCUACUGUUUUUGAAGUUACUCGAGAGGCUCUCCAAUUUGACGACGAUAUCGAUAUGCCAAUCCCCAUUGGUUGUUCGAUACCAAACACUCGAUUUUUCCUCUUGGAUGAGGACCUUCAGCCGGUGGACUUUGGACAUGAAGGAGAGAUAUGCAUCAGCGGAGCAGCACUCGCCCGUGGUUAUCUCGACUCGCCCAAAGUUUCGUCUAGCAAGUUCACUUCUGUGACGGGUCUCGAAGGAUCAACUGAGAUCACCAGAAUAUACCGAACUGGCGAUGUCGGCAAACUUGUGUCUUCUCCUAGCGGACCUAUACUGGUCUACGUGGGCCGAAACGACAACCAAAUCAAGAUUCGUGGUCAGCGAUUGGAACCUGGAGAGAUUGAGGCUGUUCUGUGCAGCAAAAGCGACAGCGUCGGCGAAGCUGCAGUGAUAGUAACUGAAGACGAGAAGAUGAUUGCUUUCGUGGUUAAGAAGAAUAUGCCUGAUACUGGCGCUUCGAAUGAUGCAACGAAGUUGGCAGUGAAUCAAGAGGCAUGGGAUGCUUUUCAUGCUCAAUACGACUGGGAAAACAUCGAUCCCUCGCGCAUAGGUGCAGAUUUCACGGGUUGGGUUAGUAUGUAUGAUGGCGUUCAAAUACCCCUACCAGCCAUGGAAGACUGGCUUGCUGACACUCUGGAGGGAAUUCCCGUGAAACCUGAUGAUUCGGUUCUUGAAAUCGGCUGUGGGACCGGCAUGAUUUUAUUUUCGAUAGAAUCUCGCUGCAAACAUUAUAUCGGUAUUGAUAUGUCUGGUCCCUCUUUGGCCUUUGUCCAAUCUCAGAUCGCACGUCGUGAUCUUGCGAGUAAGGUGCAGACAAUCCAAGGCAUGGCAGACCAGCUGGCAGACUUCCUUCCGACUGAAACUCGAGUCGAUAUGGUCAUCUUGAACAGCGUCGUCCAGUAUUUCCCAUCUCGAGACUACUUAGAAAAUGUUUUACGUCACUGUGUGGACAAGCUGAACGAUGGCGGUCGCAUAUUCCUCGGCGAUCUUCGCGCCCUUGGCCUUGAUAUGCACCACGACUUAGCGCGAUUACUUCACUGCGAUCCCUCCCCUGACUUAUCCGCUGCUGAGAUAAAAGAACGACUCGGGUUAUGGGAAAAUCAACAGAACGAGUUCAAGACGAACCCAUCGUUUUUCUUCCAGCUUCAAGAAAAACUUGGAGGUCGCAUUUCACACGUCGAAAUUCUUCCUAAGAUGAUGACCACUGAAAACGAGCUCAGUCAGUUUCGUUACCAAGUUAUUCUUCAUAUCGGCCCUCAACCUACCUCGGUUGCACCGACCCAAUGGAUCCAAUACAGUACGAUCUCAGGGUUAAAGCAUUUGCUAGCCGUAUGCAAUGAUCAAAUCUUGGCGGUAGGCGACAUCCCAAAUUCCUUCGUUUGCAGGCAAGAGGUGAUGCUGCAACUGCUACGCAAUGACAGGCCGCCGUUGACCGCAUUAGAGUUGACUGAAGCUGCAGCCACUUCAGAAUGGUGUUCCCAAGCUCUGUCGCCUCACGAAAUUAGGUCUCUGGGUGCCCAGUACGGAUGGCACGUCGCUCUCAGCUGGAAAUCGUUAGGUGUCACCCGCACUCUAGCAGCAGUAUUUUCUCGCGAUCCUACGAUCAAGCCUAAAUUUGGAGGCGAGAAUCUGGACAGCCAACCAACUAACCAACCCGUCGAUGCAAGCCCCGCUAAGUCUUCGUCAGACGAUGAUCGAUUACUGGCUACCACGUUGCGAGAACUUUGCCGAAACCAACUCCCAAGUUACAUGGUACCUGACCAUGUUCUCAUCAAAGAUGCUCUACCUUUGACGAGCAAUGGGAAGGUAGAUCGUAGAUUACUCGCCCAGCGUAGCACAUGGGCCCAGGACGUCGAUUCUAAUGACCAAGUGGUCGGGGCGUGUCAGCCAAUGGAUGACACCCAGGCUCGAGUUCAGCUCUGUGUUGGUGAGGUUCUAGAAGUCGAAUUUAAUAAGAUUCCUCUCGAAAAGGAUUUCAUAGAAUUGGGCUUGCAUUCGUUCCGCGCACCCAAACUUUUGGUAGCUCUGCGCUCCGAGUUUCAAUUGGAAGUCUUACCUUAUGCAACAGUUUACAAAUAUCCAAACGUUGCCGCUCUGAGCGCGCACUUGGAUCAACAACUGAUGUGCAAGUCGAAUGGGAAUGAAGGGUCAAUCUCAUCAAUUCCAAUAGGUUCCCGCAAACGUCGCCAUGUUGAGUACGAUCAAGGUGCCCUGGACACGGUUUUGCAGGUCCGGGGUCUCAGCAUGAGCGAUGUGGAUGACGUCUACGAAACCACUGGUAUCCAGCGAUUUUGUUUGAAAGAUUCGAGGCCUAGCAUUUACAUGAUACAUCAACUCUACACUGCGCACACGGAUGUCGACAUUCUCAUUCAGGCGUUAGACACGAUCCUCUCGCGACAAACCAUCUUGCGUACCACUAUGUUCGACAACAAUAAACACCAGGUUGUCUUCCGAUACUCCCCAAGUCUUCGAGACGAAAUCAUCAGCGUUCAUGCAGCAGAAGAUGCCCGAACCAUCCAGGACGUUCUCAACGCUGGACAUCACGUUUUCUCUCCGCCUGAUAAUCUGGUACAUUUUGAUGUCUAUAAGACCACACCUGUUACCGUCCUGUAUCACGUCCAGCACGCUCUUCUUGACGCUUGGAGUCGCACUUACUUCUUCACCGAAAUCGAAAGUGUCAUCGCUGGACUUCCUCUCCCCAAAGCUGUACCGUUCCGUAAUUUCGUUGAUUAUGUAGUUGCAGAAAACCACCGCACUGCUUCUGCCACUUGGUUCGCCGAUUACUACUCGAAUUUAGAUGCAAUCCCAUUCCCCGCUUCCGGAGAGGCUUCAUCUUUUACAACUUCCUCUGUACUUGGCCAAAAUUUAGAACGCGAGGAACGUGUCCCAGAUCUGAUGAAAAUUCCUCAGGAGUAUGGCAUCCAAUCAGCAACCCUUAUGAAAAUCGCAAUGGCGAUGGUCAUGCGGAACGAGACCAAAAAAGACACCGUGGCGUUUGGACAGAUUUAUCUCUGCAGAAAUGCAGCAGUUGAGGGCAUUACACAGAUAUGUGGCCCAACCUUCAACUAUCUGAUCGACUCCGUCGAUUUUCGGCCUGGUGAAACGGUGCUUGAGCUUCUCCGUCGUACCCAACUCAUUCAACACGAAAUGGUGGACAGGUCUUUCGUAGAUCUCGAUGCAGUACAAGAUGCUGUCGAUGUGGAUUUGGGGCCUUUCUUACGAUUUUCAUGGAGCUCGCGAUCUGAAGAAGAACCGACCAGUGAAACCCUUUUGCAGGCUGGUCCACUAGGUUUGAAGAGCGACCUGGCAGUUGAUUGGACAACUGUUAUUGAUAACGAGCAAGUGAAGAUUCUGGUGGAUUAUGACCCGCUCUUUUCUGAGCGGAUGGUAAGCUAUACAGAUAAAUUCUAUAGGGCUGCCCGUUGGCUGGUUGCCAAUAUUGGAGCAAGCUGUUUAGAUGAUAUGCACCUAGACGACAAUGUCAAGGUCGUCGGUUGAAAUCAUGAUCUGCUCUUUCACAAGUUCCGCCUGAUAUAUGUUUGUACUGUAUUUUGAAAAGCAUGACAAGACAGUAAUAAUGUUCUGCAGACGGGAAAUGUCCUAAAUAGCUGUAUCAU